Messenger RNA from Alternaria incomplexa, 2844 nucleotides. RefSeq lists its product as uncharacterized. The record is from RefSeq and is a predicted model, not a curated record. The coding region runs from base 1 to 2844 and encodes 947 amino acids. Gene Ontology annotation, molecular function: ATP binding; nucleic acid binding. The transcript is spliced from 3 exons. Gene Ontology annotation, cellular component: cytoplasm. NCBI's taxonomy places the organism in Eukaryota, Fungi, Ascomycota, Dothideomycetes, Pleosporales, Pleosporaceae.
AUGCAGCACGGCGCAAUAUCUGGUGACGAAGCCUCCGCCUUCCUACUACAUACUGCUGCACUUCAGUACUUCCCGCUUGCAAACCGGAGGCCGUCAACUACCACAGAAAACACUGCUCAAAGCCUCAUUUGUUCAUUCGCACGAACUGCAGCUUCCCUACUCCGUAAUGAGGAACUGUCUGAGCAGCUCGAUGUCCUGAAUCUCCCAGUCAAUCUUGCAGAUCUCCUCGAUGGGUUCUUGCUUGCUGCUCUAACCCACGAUGCCUGCCUUCGCAAUACGCUACUAGCCAACAAAGCUGUCAAGAAGAAAUACGACAGCCUGCGUGAUACAUUCGUUGAGGCCUCCAAGAAUGGUUUUGAUGGAAUACUCCCUAUGAGUAUAACCACCGAUUAUCAGGUUUCCAAAGACUCGGCCCGGUAUCGCUACUCAGUUCCUAGCAACGGCCAGACUGUUCUCCCUUUCAAGAAUGCUGUCUUCGAUAAGCACCUUGCUCCCGUCGGCCUGAAGCUGGAUGAAAGAUUCUCAAACGGGGCAACACAUAACAAUGCCAAAGUCUUCCAAGAGCUAUCGCAUUGGCACAAUCACAGAAACACGCUUGCACUGAAGACGGCGGCACAGAAGCUCGGUUAUUUUGGUCGCCGUCGGAAUGAUUUGUAUAUGGCUGAAAUGCAUGCGUAUGCAGCCAGCCUUACCAAUGCAGCUGGGAAAGUCUUGGAGCCUGAAACUAUCGUUGUGAACCAGAGACUACAGCCAUCCAAAACACAAAAGGCUCUUGUACUGGAUGCACCCGGCCGUUCGAACCAGCUCGAGAAAGGUGGCAAAAAAAUGAGCAAGCCGAUAAAGAAGAGUGGGAAGACUAUGGCUCUUGAGGCGGCAGCCGCUAUCAAGGCAGCAAAGACUCAAUCCAAAGGAAACAUCGACGCUGCUCACUGGAAAGUGAAGUGUAAGGAGCUCGGUUGUCAAUCUAAUCUGCAACUUCGGUACCUCACAGCCCGGGAUUACUCCAUGAGAUUACGUCAUGACAGUUUGAUCAAGCCAGAAGUGGAGCUAUACACAAUAGACUGCCUACUUCGGAUCUGGAUGGAACGUCAUAAAAGCACAGCUGUAGAAGCUGGUAGAAGCUUUGCAGCUUUAAUCUGGAACACACUUCUGGAGUUGCUAAAGACGAGGUCAGGAAUGACACCAGAGAUCUUGGCUUCCCUAGAAGUGAUCUUGAAGGUCUUGAAACUCCCUGCGCUCAAAUACGAGGCGGAGGCUACCAGCCGGCCACUCGAGUUCACUUGCGCAUUCAACGAGGCAAAGAUCUCGAGCGCUGCUGUGUCUGCCUCCAUCAACCGCAACAAAUUAUCCAUCCCAGACGGCGCAAAGAUGUUCCAGUUGGAGCAUUGUGGACCGUAUCCUGAGAGGGAAAUUGGCUCAGCUAUAGACGAACGUGUUCCGUUCCGUCCCGAUGCAUGGCAGCGCAAGGUUCUUGAUGCGAUUGAUGAAAACCAUUCUUUGUUCGUUGUUGCACCAACUAGUGCUGGCAAGACGUUCAUCUCCUUCUAUGCGAUGAAGCAAGUCCUCACGAAUGAUGAAGAUGGAGUCAUCGUCUACGUUGCACCGACCAAAGCUCUUGUCAAUCAAAUUGCCGCUGAAAUCCAAGCACGUUUUUCCAAGUCCUUCAAACGGCUGGGGAGAUCGGUCUGGGCCAUCCACACACGGGACUAUCGAAUCAACAACGCUACUGGAUGUCAGAUCUUGGUGACCGUGCCCCACAUCCUCCAGAUUAUGUUGCUAGCUCUCUUCAAUGCUGAGAAGGAAAACUCUUGGAGUUGCCGGAUCAAGCGGAUAAUAUUCGACGAAAUCCAUUGCAUUGGUCAAGCAGAAGAUGGAGUGGUCUGGGAACAGUUGCUGUUGCAGUCACCUUGUCCUAUCAUAGCCCUCUCUACAACUGUUAGAAAUCCGGAGGAGUUCAGUACCUGGCUUGGGUCAACUCAAGAAGCAAAUGGGAACAAACUUGUCACAAUUGAGCACCACCACCGAUACUCGGACUUACGGAAAUUCAUCUACGUUCCUCCAAAGAAGUUUUGCUUCACAGGUCUACCGGAAAGCCCUCCUAUCCAUACACCAGGCCUAGACGGAAUGGAAGCCUUUUGUUUCGUCCAUCCUGUCUCGAGUUUGAAUAAAAAAUCUCGAGGAAUGCCGAAAGAUCUCCAUCUGGAGGCUCGGGAUUGUCUUUGGCUCUGGCAAACGAUGAAAAAGCACGCAACAAAGGAGUAUGUUGUUCCACUCAACCUCAGCCCGGACGCACUUCCGGAUAUAAUUAAAAAGAUCCACAUCUUCGAAUGGGAGAAAAAGCUCAAGGCUACGCUGCUGGAAUGGAUGAACUGUGGAGGCUCGCCAUUUGAGAAAGUUCAGCAGGAUCUGAGCAAAACGCUGGUCAAGCCCGCGCCCCGCUACCUUCUCAGCACGAAACACAAUUUUGGUGAGAAACUUGCGGCAUUCGAAAGGUUCAAGAAAGACCAAGAAGUGAUCAAGGCCAAGUCCAAGGAUCGAAAGAGCACAGCCAGAAUGAAAGCUAAGGGUAGAGGCGACAACAAGAGAGAGAAGGACGAUGAAGAGAGAGUGUCGAGAUUGGACCGUGAACGCGAAGCCGCGUCUACAGAGCAUACCAAGUGGGAUGGUUUCAAUCCUCGUGCCCCGAUCAAUGGCUUCCACUUCGCCAACAUGCAUAAACUGCUGCAAUCGGAGCUCAACGUAUACAAGCAGCAACUUCGCGAUCGAGGCGUCGCAGAAUGGCUUCUCAGUGCUUUGAGCCGAGGCAUCGGCGUCCACCAUGCAGAGGCUACCUGCAAGUUGUAA